AUGUCUUUUAACUACGUUAAACAGGCGGGCAAGUUUUUAUGUAUCGGGCGCAACUACCUGGCCCAUAUCAAGGAGCUUAACAAUGCGAAGCCAUCAGAGCCGUUCUUUUUCCUGAAGCCACGGUCGUCUGUUCUUCUUCCCAAGCAGGGCCCGGUGUUGGUUCCGCAAGGGACAAUUGUCCACCACGAGGUGGAGCUUGCUUGUGUGAUCGGCAAGACACUCAAGAACCUUGACCCAACAAGUUUUACUCCGAAAGAUGCUCUGGAAGCACUCAGCGGCUAUGCGUUGGCUAUCGACAUGUCUGCCCGUAACGUUCAGGACGAGAUGAAGAAGAAAGGCUUACCAUGGACCAUUCCUAAAGGAUUUGAUACAUUCAUGCCGUUAUCUGCGUUUAUUACCAAGGAGCAGAUUACGGAUCCGUACAAUGUCGAAUUGAAUUUGACUGUGAACGGCGAGACUCGUCAGAAGGAUCUGACUAAUUUGAUGAUUUUUUCUCUGCAUCGGAUUCUCACCACCAUGUCGUCGAUCAUGACCAUUGAGGAAGGAGACGUUGUUCUGACAGGAACCCCUAAGGGCGUGGGCCCAAUUGUUGCCGGAGACAAGAUCGAGGCGUGGGCCAGCGUGGAUGGUAAGAUCAUUCCAGAGAGUAUUUUAGAGCUGGACGUGGCCGAGAAACCUGGUCCAUAUAUAUACCAAUCUAAGUAG
Ogataea philodendri is the source of this 705-nucleotide messenger RNA. RefSeq lists its product as uncharacterized. The transcript has a single exon. Lineage: Eukaryota; Fungi; Ascomycota; Pichiomycetes; Pichiales; Pichiaceae. Bases 1 to 705 code for a protein of 234 amino acids. The record is from RefSeq and is a predicted model, not a curated record. Gene Ontology annotation, cellular component: mitochondrion. Gene Ontology annotation, molecular function: acetylpyruvate hydrolase activity.